UGUUAGCAGGUUAUGGUUAUAUUUAUAUUCAAUCCAGUCACCAUUCAUCAGUUUCAUCACGUUUUAUCUACAAAAUGAUAGCUAAUAAGUUGUUAGGAGUGUUAAAACAUUCCAAUUCUCCAUUAUUAGGCCUCAAUUCGAAUGUAAUAAAAGCUUGUAUCUUUGCCUCUGUUAAAUCUUUCACAUCUAGAUCUCUAUAUUCAAAGGCUACAUUGGGUUUGGAGGCUUUUGAUAAUCAACGUCAAACAACUCAAAACCAAAUGGAAAAUAUAAUACCAAAGUUCAAAGACAAGAUGUCCGAAUAUGUUACAGAAGGUAGUAAUCAUAUGGUUUUCACAGAAGAUUUGAAAAACAUGAUUCACAUCUCCAAUGAAGAUAAAGAUCUGGAUCUCGUAGGAAAAAUGAUAAGGAAGUUCAAUCAACAGAAUAAGGAAAUGCGUUUUGGAAGCUAUAUAUUUGGUCCAGUGGUUUUACGCCUUUUUCAUCACUUCAAUAAACCCCACAUAGCAUUAGAAUGUUUCAAAUCACCAGAGUUGGCAGGGUUUUUUGAUCAAUUGAUAUCUUACCAAAUUUUGCUAGAUCUUCUGUAUGAGAAUCAUAUGUAUAAGGAAGUAUUAGAAUGUGUAGAUAUCAUCAAGAGUAGACAAAUAGAUGGGAUGAAGUAUCCGAAGAAUAUCAUAGUGUUAGCUAUGGCAGCUUGUUAUAAGUUGAAUACAAAAGAAAGUUUAGACUGUGCUUUGAAAAUGUGGCAAGAAAUAAAAGAAGUGGGUCACUUUCCUAUGAGGAGAGCCACCACUUUUUGUGCAGGGUUGGCAUUGAAUCAAGGGAACCCUGGAGUUGCAUUGGAAGUUCUCACAUCUGCCAGAAAUCAACAUUACACUACAGUACGAAAUCUGAAAGUGGCCUGUUUAGCAGAAGUCGGUAGAGUGGAGAAUGCAAUUCCAUUGCUGAAAAGUGUGAUGUCAGAAGAUGCUCCAUCUAACGUUAGGCAUACAUUCAACAAAGAGGUUAUUGAUAGAGUUAGGAAUGCAGUAACAAAACUAGACAAUCCGGAAGUUGCUGUAGAAUUCAACAGAAUUGAACAAAUGUUCCUGAAGCUAGGGCAUAUAUCAGAUACGACACUUGAUGAACAAUUAUGUCAAGAAAUCAUGCCACCUCAGAUGAUGAAUAAUAGGCAGAACUCUUGGGGAAAUCAGCAGCAACCAAGAUUCAGAGGACAGCAAGGGGAACAGAGGACUUACACAAAUAAAAAGUAUUAUACUUUCAGGCAGAGGCCUGGUUUAGAUGAACUGGUGUAG
Messenger RNA from Phaedon cochleariae (mustard beetle), 1298 nucleotides. Lineage: Eukaryota; Metazoa; Arthropoda; Insecta; Coleoptera; Chrysomelidae. The record is from the annotation of a GenBank genome assembly.